Molecule: messenger RNA, 4213 nt
Organism: Trematomus bernacchii (emerald rockcod)
Lineage: Eukaryota; Metazoa; Chordata; Actinopteri; Perciformes; Nototheniidae
Product: rasGAP-activating-like protein 1
Exons: 22
Coding region: 409-2871 (820 amino acids)
Biological process (GO): negative regulation of Ras protein signal transduction; intracellular signal transduction; cellular response to calcium ion
Molecular function (GO): GTPase activator activity
Source: RefSeq, a predicted model, not a curated record
CAGUAGCUCAAUGUGUCCACCAGGUGGCUCAUUGUAUCACAGAAGGGACGCUCAUGAGGACAGACACCUCCAAGAAUGGACAUUUCCGACGAUUCAACCAUGUGGCUGGUUUGAAAGGCAACCAGUAGGAAAACAGUCCAGCUGCCCACACUGUGGCCACUGUGCUCAACCACAGACUGUAAAGGGUUCAACCACAGACUGUCUAACCUGCUGUGCUCACUGUCACUGACUGACUGACUGGUUGCUGCAUGCGCGCCUGGGUCGCGCGCUACUGGUGGGCUGUGCGCUGUCACGCGCCGAAGGUGCCGUGAAAUGAAGAAAACUCACUUGCGGAGGGGAAGAGCAGUAUUUAUAAGAGCUCGUAUGGGAACAUAGGGGAGAUUGGACCAUUAGACCACUCGACUGAAAAUGGCCAGAAACACAUCUCUCUAUUUUAGAAUUGUCGAGGGCAGGAACCUCCCGGCCAAAGACGUCUCCGGAACCAGUGAUCCAUACUGCAUUGUAAAAGUAGAUAAUGAAGUUGUGGCCAGGACCGCCACAGUGUGGAAGAACCUCAGUCCUUUCUGGGGGGAGGAGUACACGCUGCACCUCCCCAUGGGCUUCCACUCGCUCUCCUUUCAUGUCAUGGACGAGGACACGAUUGGCCACGAUGAUGUUAUUGGAAAGAUAACGUUGAGCAAAGAAGCCAUUGGAUCUCAAGCUAAAGGACUAGAUUGCUGGCUGAACCUGACGAGGGUGGACCCUGAUGAAGAAGUCCAGGGAGAGAUCCACCUGAGUCUGGAGCUCCUGAAAGAUACAGAGAAGAUCAGCCUGCGAUGUCAAGUCAUUGAAGCCCGAGACUUGGCUCCAAGAGACAUUUCUGGAACCUCGGAUCCAUUUACAAGAGUUAUUUUCAACAACCACAGUGCAGAGACCUCUAUUAUCAAGAAGACCCGUUUCCCUCACUGGGGAGAGACCCUGGAGCUGGAGUUGGAUCCGGAGGAGCUGAGGGAGGAGGGGACGGUCACUGUGGAGGUCUGGGACUGGGACAUGGUGGGCAGGAAUGACUUCCUAGGAAAGGUGGAAAUCCCUUUUGCUUGUUUGCACAAAACACCUCCAUUAGAGGGCUGGUUUCGAUUGCUUCCCUUGGGAAACAAUGAGGUUGAUGCUGGUGGCAAGCUGGGAGCGCUGCGUCUGAAGGUGCGUCUGGUGGAGGAUCGGAUCCUGCCGUCUGUGUACUACCAGCCCCUGAUUGACCUUCUGGUGGAGUCAGUCAUCUCCCCUACAGAGGUGGAGGACAGCAGCGCUCUGACCAUGCUGGAGGAGGUGAACACGGUGGAAAGCCGUCAGGAUGUGGCGAUGACUCUGGUGAAGAUCUACCUGGGCCAGGGCCUGGUGGUGCCAUUCCUGGAUUACCUCAACACCCGGGAGGUCAACAACACCAGUGAUCCAAACACUUUAUUUCGCUCCAACUCACUUUCCUCCAAAGCCAUGGAACAGUUCAUGAAGGCUGUUGGCAUGCUGUAUCUGCACGAGGUGCUGAAGCCCAUCAUCAACCGCAUCUUUGACGAGAAGAAGUACAUUGAGCUGGACCCAUGUAAGAUCGACCUGAACCGCACGAGACGGAUCUCAUUCAAGGGUGCAGUGUCAGAGGCAGAGGUGCGGGACAGCAGUGUGGAGAUGCUUCAGAGCUACUUAACCAGCAUCAUUGAAUCAAUCGUGGGCUCAGUCGAUCAGUGUCCUCCUGUGAUGAGAGUGGCCUUCAAACAGCUACACAAGAGAGUGGAGGAGCAAUUUGCUGAACCUGAGAACGAGGAUGUGAAGUAUCUGGCCAUCAGUGGGUUCUUUUUCCUGCGAUUUUUUGCCCCUGCAAUCCUCACACCUAAACUGUUCCAGCUGAGGGAUCAGCACGCUGAUACGCGUACAAGCAGAACGCUGCUACUGCUGGCCAAGGCAUUGCAAAGUGUCGGGAACUUGGGCCUUCAGCUGGGUCACGGAAAGGAGCAGUGGAUGGCGCCUCUACAUCCCAUAAUCCUCCGCAGUGUGGCCUCCGUCAAAGACUUCCUCGACAAGUUGAUCGACAUAGAUCAUGACAUCGUGUCUGAGGUGCCACAGAGGGCUGUGUUCAUGCCCUCGGUCACAGUUAAAGAGGGGUUCCUCCACAAACACAAGGCAGAGGGACCUCAACUGCUGUCCCGCUUUGCUUAUAAGAAACGCUACUUCUGGUUAACCAGUGAGACGCUGUCCUACGCCAAGACGCCUGAGUGGCAGGUGCGCUCUUCAAUCCCCAUUCAGUGCGUGUGUGCCGUGGAGAGGGUGGAUGAAAAUGCCUUUCAGCAGCAGAAUGUAAUGCAGGUCAUCACCCAGGACAACGAGGGACAGCUUCACACCAUGUACAUCCAGAGCAAGAAUGUGAAUGAGCUGAACCAGUGGCUGUCGGCCAUCAGGAAGGUCAGCAUCUACAACGAGCGCAUGCUGCCCUCCUUCCACCCGGGGGCUCAUCGCAGCGGCAAGUGGACCUGCUGCCUGCAGGCGGACCGCGCUGUUACAGGCUGCAGUAAAACCCACUCCGCUGUGACUCUGGGGGACUGGAGUGACCCGCUGGAUCCAGACGUCGAGACGCAGACCAUAUACAAGCAGCUGCUGCAGGGCAGAGACAAACUCAGGAAAAAAUAUUUGGAGAUGCCAGAUUCUCAUCAGACGUCCAGCAGUAAAGAAAACAUCAGCCCUGACAUUCACCCAGAUGGUGCAGAGUGCAACGUGCAGCUGAUGAAGCCAGGUCAGAGCGCCGCCGCUCGGCUGUUGGCGGUGAUAGACGACCUGGAGCAGGCUCACGCCACCUUCCAGCGCAGAGAGACAGAGGACAGCACCAGUGUCAUUCUGAAUCCCUAGACUCGACAAACACUGGGAUCCACUACUAAUCUUUGAAAUGGGGGGGGGGGGGCAAGCAUCCUGUAAAAAUACCUGUGAACAUAAAAUAUUCCCCCUUGUUUGUCAGGGAGUAAAAGUGGCCAGAGGCUGCAACCUCAUCCAGAUUUGUAGUACUUGCAGGAAAAAGCAGAGGGAAUUCAGCCACUUUUAAUCUUUUUAGUGCCACCAACUAUAACAGUGCCGGAGAGAGAUUAUGAUACUUGACAAUAAAGGGGAGGGAGGGGGGAUUUUGAGCAUGAUCUGAUUAUUUUUCAUGUAGAUAACAAGCAAUCUCUUGCAUGGCCUGCCUGCAUCCACUUGUUGUGAAAUGUGAAAAGAAGCUUUUAUAUUUUGAGAUACUGUACAGGACCUCAGUCAGGGUCGCACAUUUUUAUGCAAAAAGCUUGUUGUUUUGUUAUCUACAGUACCUGAAUGUAAUGUGUUUUGAUAUUGCUUUUAUCAACGUUUUGUAUUAUAUUGAGGCAAUUUCUCACUUCAAUAGCAGUGACAUUUAUCUAAUCCCACCUUGAGUAUAUGAAAUCCCGGUGCACAUUUCAGAGUACACUGCCUGUACAAAAUAAUAUUAUUCCAAUCGUUGCCGUGGUCCCUUUACACAAAACAAUGUGCUUCUGUUUGGUGCUAUGGUCAGACUUACAUUGCAUAUUUAAAAUGUCCAUACCUUGAUGUAGCCAUUCCUGAUGUCACAGGGGUAUUAUCUACAAUAUAAUGUCCAUACAUAUGACUGAGACGAAAGAAAUAACAAUUAAGUAAGAUGAUACCAUUUGAUAAGUUUACAUUUCUUGAGAUGUUGGCGCCACUAUAAAUGGCUCACAUCUGUCAGGAUUCGCUGAGAUGCCAAAUUUGUAAAAUAACAAUAUUUGAACUACUCAAAUAACGUAAUUGUCUUAGAAUAUCUGUGAGUUGUAAAGCCAUUUCCCGUAGAGGGACAGAGGUCUGUGAGUAUAAUGAAGAUCAUAUCUGUGAUCAACCAGAGAGUCAUAAACAGGCCACCCUGCCCCUGGAGCUGUUUACAUUAUAUUCUGGUAGUCCAGCUACUGUAGUGUCUGUCUUUCUUUUAUAGGAGGGACAGUGCAAUAUUUACUUGUGGAGUAAACAUUAAAUGUGACAUUUUAGUACUCAUGCCAGACAUGACAAUCAAUAUUCUUUAUCUAGACUAAACCAGAGGAACAUCAGAUGUCGCUUGUGAACUUGGUAUUCCCUGAAUGAGGGCUUUUAUUCUGAAAAACAUUACUGCUUGUACUUUAUUUUUGUAAAUGAUGGUUUGUUCCAAGUGGAUUGUUACUGUGAAUUAAACACAACUGUA